CCUCGACAAGAGACAAAUUAUUUCUGGCGGCAGCAGUUUCCAAGUGUUUUUAUAGCCAUUUGUCAUACAAAUCUAAAUGUCGAGCAAGUCAAACAAAUCGUAUCAAACGAAAUCGAAAAAACACUUCUGGUAUCAUUAGCAAUUAUUGCUGUUGCCACAGCUGAUGUUUCCCAUUUAACAAAUCGUUAUUUGCCACCAAAUCAUCAGCAUCAUCAGCAGCAACACCAGCCCCGCCACCAAAGACCUUCAAACGAACGUGUCGAAACGACCAUCGAACAACAUGAAGUCAUUGAAUUGCCGACACAAAUUGAAAUUGUCAAGGAUGGCCAACCUAUCUAUGGCAUCCAAUCGAUGCCCAGUCGCAUUGAAACAGCGCCUGAAGUGAGGAGCCGUUAUUUGCCUCCUCCACCCCCACCACAAGAAAUUGAAAAUCUCCAGCCACCACCCAGCACAGUCGAGACACGGGAACAAGAAGUGCCAUAUGAAAUGCCCAUGAGAACAUAUUUGCCACCCGUCGAAACAACUACGGCUCCAGAGACAACCACCACCACAGAUGUGCCUACAACAACAACAGAAAUGAUGUCCACUACAACAACUGACAUGACCCCUGACACCACCACCACCACCUUUACCACUGAGGACACAACUACAACGGAACAGAUGAGUACAAUGGCCAUGUCCACCACCACGGAGCAAGAGAAUUUCGAAAGCACCACCACCAACACAGAGGCAGCUGAAACUACAGCCAUGCCAAGCAAUCCUUAUUUGCCGCCCACUGCAAUGCCCAAGAAUCACUAUCUGCCACCUCAAAUGCCCCAGAACCACUAUCUACCUCCCCCUGAGAACAAAUAUCUUCCUCCCUCACAAACUCCCGAAAAGCAGUAUCUGCCACCCACAAAUCACUACCUUCCACCUGGUAUGCCUGAAAACCAAUACCUGCCACCCACUGGCGAACCAGAAAAACAAUAUCUUCCUCCCGUUGCCGUGCCUCAGUCACAAUUUUUGCCACCUGAAGUUCCCGAGAAUCACUAUCUCCCCCCGGCCAAUGCUGUGCCCGAAAACCAAUAUUUUCCACCCAUGGAUGUAAUGAUGCCCCCAGCCGAGGCCAUGCCCCAGCCCAGCUAUCAGGAGUACCAGGAACAAUUGUUGCGCGAACAACAGCAACAACAGGCCUAUCGCGAGGAACAGAUGUCCGACAUGAUUGAUGCCAUCGCCCAAAUGGAAGAGCAAAAUAUGAUUGCUUUCGAUGAGGCGAAUCAAGAUGACCAGCAACAACAGCCACAGCCACAAAUGCAACCUGUGGCCCCCGUCGAGCCCGGCCAUGUUCUAAGGGAAGAUGGUUAUCAUUACAAAACAGGCGAUGAUAAUUUGAGACGUUUCCGUUAUCGUCAUUGA
Messenger RNA from Musca domestica (house fly), 1395 nucleotides. RefSeq names its product mucin-2-like. The transcript has 2 exons. The coding region runs from base 352 to 1395 and encodes 347 amino acids. NCBI's taxonomy places the organism in Eukaryota, Metazoa, Arthropoda, Insecta, Diptera, Muscidae. The record is from RefSeq and is a predicted model, not a curated record.